Molecule: messenger RNA, 897 nt
Organism: Caenorhabditis briggsae
Lineage: Eukaryota; Metazoa; Nematoda; Chromadorea; Rhabditida; Rhabditidae
Exons: 9
Coding region: 1-897 (298 amino acids)
Cellular component (GO): membrane
Source: RefSeq, a predicted model, not a curated record
AUGGCGAAAAUUGAUCUCAAUAAGAUAUGGAAUGAUAAUCAAAAAAUCAGCUACUUUUUCUACACAAAUGUUUGCUUUCUGAUCAGUGGAUUUGCUUCGUUUGUCGUGGGAGUAUGGCUCUACAGUUCGAAGAACAACUUUGUGGAACUCACGCCUAGCUCCUACUCAGCCUUGUCAGCUGCCGGACUGUGUGUCUUCACCGGCGUCACAAUCUGUAUUAUUGUUGCUGUUGGAUAUCUUGGAGUGUCAUAUACCAACAAGCCGCUCUUCUAUUCGUACAUUGCGUUCAUCUUGCUACUGAUACUAGCUCAUGGAACAGCUAGGACUACUGGAUUUCUUCAUAAGGAUGAAGCUCGAGAAAAUCUCAGAACCAGCAUGCUCCGCAACAUCAACGCUACUGUUGUUAUCACCAAACUUGGCCGAGAGCUCAAACUUGCAUUGACCUGGGACCAUUUGCAGAGAGAGCUAGAAUGUUGCGGGGUGAACAACUACACCGAUUGGUACUACUCUGUUCAUUGGCCCAAUAACCAGUACACUCCGGAUAGUUGCUGUGAACCGAUUCACUUUCAAGAGAACAGUACUAUGGAGAACUGUGGCAAAAUGCCCGAUGAUGAUACUGUACUCUAUCAGGAGGGAUGCUUCCCGAAGUUUGCCGAUUGGCUAUAUCAUCACAUCACGCUUGUAAACUGGGUCACAUCGGUACUUUUCAUUGUGGAGGUUACCCUUUUUAUCCUUUCGCUUGCAGUUUUGGGAGUUUUAAAAAGAAGGAAAACAAAAAGAAGAAGAUCUCCACGCCGAGAACGAGAUCCAGACGUGACUAGCGAACGGAUUCGACUAAACUCUAUGGAUCGAAUCGCCGAUGCUCGACUAGACGGGGAAAGUAUUAACUCUCGGUAG